Molecule: messenger RNA, 360 nt
Organism: Dentiscutata heterogama
Lineage: Eukaryota; Fungi; Glomeromycota; Glomeromycetes; Diversisporales; Gigasporaceae
Source: the annotation of a GenBank genome assembly
GAUACACCGGAUACUGAUAAAUCCAAGAAAAUGAUACCUACUAAAUCAUCUUCGUAUGGGCCACAAAAUGAAAAUACUUUAAAAACUUCUGACAAAGAAGAUAACGAAAUUCAAUCAAUUGCAUCACGUCUCAAUCGAGGCCAUUUACUUUUAACAUUAAUAGACCAAAUUCGGUCUGUUAAUCUUAUUUUAUUGGAAACUUUGUUGGUAAAAAUUAAAUAUUUUUUACAAGCUGAACAGGAAGGGAUUGGAAAACAAGCAAUAAAGAAAGCUUUAUUUAAUGCAUUAAGUACAGGGUUGGAUUAUACAAAAAAAGACACCGGUGUUAAAUGGUGGUUAUUAGAAGGACCCAAACUUUGA